Corylus avellana is the source of this 699-nucleotide messenger RNA. RefSeq names its product agamous-like MADS-box protein AGL61. Lineage: Eukaryota; Viridiplantae; Streptophyta; Magnoliopsida; Fagales; Betulaceae. The record is from RefSeq and is a predicted model, not a curated record. Gene Ontology annotation, biological process: positive regulation of transcription by RNA polymerase II. Gene Ontology annotation, molecular function: DNA-binding transcription factor activity, RNA polymerase II-specific; RNA polymerase II cis-regulatory region sequence-specific DNA binding; protein dimerization activity.
AUGGGUUCGCAGAAGAAGAUGAUCAGCAAAGGGAGGAAAAGCAUAGGCCGACAAAGGAUAGAAAUCAAGCAACUUGAAGAGGAGAGCAAAAAACAGGUGACCUUCUCAAAGCGCCGCGCCGGACUCUUCAAGAAAGCUGCCGAGCUUUGCAUAUUGUGUGGCGCCGAAGUUGCCGUCAUUGCCUACUCCACGCAUGGCAACGUCUUCUGCUUCGGCCACCCCGACGUCGGAGCCGUUGUUGACCGCUAUCUCACGGGGAACUUGUGUCACUCAUCCGAGAGCCUUGAUGAGGUGCCUGUGGAUGAUUUCAACAGGCAACACGCAGAGGCGGAGAAGGAGUUGGAAAUGGAGAAGAAGCGUCUGAAGGAGAUUGAGAGGCAGGCGAAGGAGAAGGUGGAAAACAAUGGUGGUUUCUGGUGGGAGGAGGCGGUGGAUGAGGAUAUGGGGUUGGAGGAGAUGGAGCAGUACCUCAGGGCUUUGCAAGAGGUACGCCAGAAAGUGGCUGCCAGGGUGGAAGAGUUUAGGAUGAUGAGAGCGUCUUCUCUGCUGUCGCCAGUGGAUAUGGCGGCCGGAGGUGUAGAAAAUUAUUUUGGUUCGGGAAAUGAUUUUGUCAUCCAGGAUUGGGAAGGUGGCAAUGGAGGUAGUGGGUUUGUUGGGUCUCAUGGUUUUGGUUAUGGUUUUGGACAUGGGCAGAUCUGA